Messenger RNA from Ilex paraguariensis (yerba mate), 2040 nucleotides. The record is from the annotation of a GenBank genome assembly. Lineage: Eukaryota; Viridiplantae; Streptophyta; Magnoliopsida; Aquifoliales; Aquifoliaceae.
AUGGAGUUAGGGAGGAAAAUGGUUAAAUAUUGUGGGGGCCUUCCUUUAGCUGUGGUUGUUCUUGGAGGACUUUUGGCGACGAAAGAGACCUUGAGUGAGUGGGACAUGGUACACAAAAAUGUUAAGUCACAUCUAAGCAGAGGCAAAAGCACCGAACAUGGUGGGCGAGUGGUAGACAUAUUAGCUUUAAGUUAUGAUGACUUACCAUAUCAGUUGAAACCAUGUUUUCUUUAUUUGGGCAACUUCAAGGAAGAUUCUGAAAUAGAAGUAGAGAGAUUAUAUCAAUUGUGGAUAGCUGAAGGUAUGGUGCCAUCAGAUGAUAGAUUAGAAGAGGAAACAAUGAUGGAUGUAGCUGAACGUUACUUGGGUGAAUUAGCACAUAGGUGUAUGGUUCGAGUGCAAUUAGAGGAGGAGUCAACCAUUAGAAAGUUUAUAUCUUGUCGCCUUCAUGAUCUAAUGAGAGAGCUAUGCUUGUCCAAGGGAAAAGAGGAUAAUUUCCUCAAGUUCAUUGAUUAUCAGCAUGGAGAUGAUGAUGAGCAAGUGGAAUCCUAUGCUUCAACCAAUAAUACUCGUAGACUUGUCAUUUAUUUGGGUGAGGAGGAUGUAAGUCAAUAUGUUCCCCCAAAAAAGGAAACAGUCCGGCACCUCCGAUCACUUUUGGUCUUUGUAUCAGAUGAGUACGAGGGACGUAUGUCACGGAUGAUGAAAUCUCAAUUUAACAAUUUCAAGAUGCUCAGAGUUUUAGCUAUUGAAGGAUUAUCAUCAAAUCUUACAGACACAUAUACUAUUGAGGCUCUUGGUGUGAUAAUUGAUCAUUGGAAGUUAUCAAAAGGAAUAGGUAAUCUAAUCCAUUUGCGGUACCUGAGUUUGAGAGGGUCUGCGUGCGUUAAUUUCCCAUCAUCUAUAGGCAACUUAAAAAACUUGCAAACCCUUGAUUUAAGGAUUGAUAUCCUAUUUUUAUGGAAUGUAAAUGUGCUAAGAAAGAUGGGAAGACUAAGACAUCUAUAUCUUCCACAUUUUUAUGACAUUGAUCAUAUGUUUGUAGUAGAAAAAGUACGGUUGGAUGACUUGAGCAAACUGGAGAUACUCGAAAACUUCGAUGCAGCUUAUUGUGUGGUUAAAGAUCUUUUCAAAUUAAUCAAUCUUCGAGAAUUAACAGCACGUGUGGAGAAACUUGAGGACCUGCGAGCAAUCAUGAAGCAUGUAGGAAACAUCGCUCCGAACCACCUCCGGAACUUAUCCCUCCGUAUUCAAUGCAGAUUUUGUUCUGAAGAUGAGUUAACUCUCCUAACCCAAUUGUUAGGAUGUCCUCUACUUCAGAAGUUGGAAAUAGGNAUGAAGCAUGUAGGAAACAUCGCUCCGAACCACCUCCGGAACUUAUCCCUCCGUAUUGAAUGCAGAUUUUGUUCUGAAGAUGAGUUAACUCUCCUAACCCAAUUGUUAGGAUGUCCUCUACUUCAGAAGUUGGAAAUAGGUGGGCUUAUAGGUAAGUUACCUGAGCACACCCAUUUUUCUUCAAGCCUUACCCAAUUGUCUUUGUAUGGAUCUGAACUUGAAAAAGACCCUAUGGCAACGUUGGAAAAGCUUCCUAAUUUACACAAAGUCGACUUGGGGAUCGACGUCUUUAUUGGGGAGGAAAUUGUUUGCUCUGCUAUGGGCUUUCCACAACUCAAAAAUCUAGAAUUGUGGCUAUUUCCGAAUUUACAAAAGUGGAGGGUGGAUAAAGGAGCCAUGCCCAAUCUUUCUACUUUGGAAAUCCGUUCUUGCAAAAAAUUGCAGAGGGUUCCGGAGGGAUUGAAGUUCGUCACUACUCUUCAAGAGUUGGUAAUUGGUGAUAUGCCUAAUGAAUUCAACGAAAGGAUUCGAAUUGUAGACGGGCAAGAAGGAGAAGAUUUUGACAGAGUCCGACACAUCCCUUCCAUCNAUGAAUUCAACGAAAGGAUUCGAAUUGUAGACGGGCAAGAAGGAGAAGAUUUUGACAGAGUAACGCCAUCCUUGGUGCUGGAAACUUUUCUUGCGCUCCAUGAGAAGAUGAAUUAA